Molecule: messenger RNA, 1075 nt
Organism: Aspergillus glaucus CBS 516.65
Lineage: Eukaryota; Fungi; Ascomycota; Eurotiomycetes; Eurotiales; Aspergillaceae
Product: PQ-loop repeat-containing protein
Exons: 5
Coding region: 31-834 (267 amino acids)
Source: RefSeq, a predicted model, not a curated record
CUGCAAUACUCUCCCGUAUAUUAUUAGGAUAUGGACGUCCCAAUUGCGGCAAAUGUGCUUGGUACCAUAGGCGCCGUUUGCUGGUCUGUCCAGUUAAUGCCCCAAAUUAUCAUGAAUUAUCAACGACAUGACACCGAGGGUUUACAACCUUCGAUGAUGCUCCUGUGGGCUGCUGCCGGUGUCCCUCUUGGAGUGUAUAAUAUCGUAGAAGAACAGAAUAUAGCACUCAGAAUCCAGCCCCAGAUACUAUCCUUUCUGAGUCUUGUCACUUGGGCGCAGUGUUUUUAUUAUGGGCGGAAACGCUCAAUUAUUGCAUGCAUCGCGGCAGUCGUCCCACUACUUGGAAUUCUGGGUGGGAUCGAAACGGCAUUGAUAUUCGCAUUAUGGACCGCCAAAUACCGUGGUCUUGAAUGGCCGCUUAUCCUAAUGGCUGUUCUCAGCGCGUGUUUACUUGCCGCGGGUGUGCUAAGGCAUUACUAUGAUAUCUACGUUCAUCGAACCGUUCGCGGGAUCAGCUUUAUAUUCGUUGGGAUUGAUGCAGCUGGAGACUUGUUCUCCCUGGUCUCUGUUUUGUUCGGACGAAGCAUCGACGUAUUAGGGAUGGUCAUAUACGGGACCGAACUUGUACUCUGGAUAGGCGUAUUCAUUUGCGGGGCGAUUUUCAAUCUUGCGCCUUGGAUAAGGGAACGUUCAAAAAAGCGGGAUCAGGACAGAGAGGACAGAGAGCAGGAACAGGAUGUGGCACUUCACCAGAUGCCGUCCUCGAGUUCGGUGUUCCGGACUGCAUCCGGGUCGGAUGUGGUGAUGAGGAGAGCGCCUCACCAUCGAUCCUGAAACUAAAUAUUCGUUGACUUUGUUUUUCUAUAGCAAUAUGAAGAGAACUCAAAGAUAAUCAACAUGGUUUCUUGUCCAUCCGGGCUCGACUUUCGAGAUUUGAUUUGUCUUCUCAUCACUUUAUCACAACAGUACUCAGGGAGAGCAAUUGAGGGAUGAAAGGAGAAGAAAUGAUAACGAGAAGAGGAAGAUGGAUGGGAUUAGACCGUAUUUUCCAGAGCGGUUGUGCAAGUGAUGCAAG